This is a messenger RNA of Colletotrichum higginsianum IMI 349063, 1557 nucleotides long. Its product is annotated as Ubiquitin carboxyl-terminal hydrolase. Gene Ontology annotation, cellular component: nucleus; cytosol. Bases 1 to 1557 code for a protein of 518 amino acids. NCBI's taxonomy places the organism in Eukaryota, Fungi, Ascomycota, Sordariomycetes, Glomerellales, Glomerellaceae. The record is from RefSeq and is a predicted model, not a curated record. Gene Ontology annotation, molecular function: zinc ion binding; cysteine-type endopeptidase activity; cysteine-type deubiquitinase activity. The transcript has 6 exons.
AUGACUGCCCGGCCGACAACACCAAUGUCCCCAAAGACCGCCAAGGUCAAGUCGCCAGUUCCUGGAAUACCGGUCUUUGGAUGCGAGCACAUCCAACGGCUCUUCACACAGUCUCAGGAGGUCACAACCCAGUCUGUCCACCACUAUAAGAUGAUCCUGAAGAACAUCUUUGAACAGACACCCAUUGUACCACAGACGUCUAAGAACUCUGACGGUCAGGUCAUGACCUCCCUCACAUCCAACUACCUCUGCCUGCAAUGCUCUACAAUUGUCAACGAGGAGGAUCGUCUAAAACAUGGCACGAAGAAGCAGCAUCGGUUCUAUGUCGAUUCACGCAGCGGUGCUCUUUAUUGCCAGAUCUGCGAUGACCUGGUCUGGGACCCCACAUUGGAAGAGCUUCGUGUCCGCAAGAUGGGAACGGGAACUUUUUCGAGUCGCAAGAGGAAACAUGAUGAGAUGUUUUCUGAUGGUGUCAAGGACAGUACUGCAAGCAACCCCGGCUUCAUCUCCAACAACACCACCACUGCCUCUUGCAAAGCAAACGGUCUGCGUGGUAUCUACAAUGCUGGAGCAACAUGCUACCAGAACGUGGUCCUACAGAGCUUCCUCCACAAUCCUUUGCUCCGCAACUUCUACCUCAGCGAUGGUCACCAGAGUACCGACUGCUCAUUGACUAACUGCCUCAGCUGCGCCAUGGACGACAUGUUCCAGGACUUUUACGCCGUUGAGAACACUAAUGGAUUCACAGCCGCGAGUAUUCUUUCUGGAUUCUGGAUAUCUGAAAAGAAGGCGUUCGAGAACCUCGUUACCACCAAGGAGCAGGAUGCCCAUGAAUUCUUUCAGUUCCUCGCCGAGGAGCUCCAUGAGCGCAACGGGGACGGCAAGCGGCCCGAGACUGGCAGCGAACAUACGUGCAAUUGCAUCAUCCACCAGACGUUCUACGGCAAGCUACAGAGUUCUACCACCUGUCAGAACUGCGGAGGGGUCACCAACGCGGUGCAGUCGUUUUUGGAUCUCAGUCUUGGACUGGAGAACCUGUCUCACAAGAGGAAGAAGGGUGGUCCCAAGGUGCCCAGUUUGACUCUCCAGGAGUGCCUAGAUGAGGAGUAUGUCAAGUCGGACAAGUGCGAGUACCGAUGCCACAACUGCAGCUCGAUGCAGCAGGCGAAGCGGGCCACCAGUAUUAAGAGGCUGCCGAACGUGCUCGCCAUUCAACUGAAGCGCUUCGAGUACAAGCAGGGUCGACAUGACCGCGCUCCCUCAAAGAUCGACACAGUUGUCAACUUUCCUCUGCAGCUCAAUAUGCUGCCAUAUACAACCAGGGGCAGAGGCGCGGACCCCAAGGACGCGUUCGAGCUCGGAAGAUCAUGCACCUACGACCUACUUAGUGUUGUGGUUCACGUUGGCGAGAUCGACACGGGUCACUACGUCUCGUACUGCCGAGUAGGCGACCAGUGGUUCAAGUUCAAUGACCACAAAGUCGAGAUGGCGCCCAAGUCGGACGUACUGAGUGCCCAGCCAUACCUACUCUUCUACAUUAUCCGCUCCCUUUCGUAG